GCAGCAGCGGCGGCGAAUCCAACUCUCCCCCCCCACCGACCACCGCUACCUCCACCUCCACCUCCACCUCCACCUCCACCCCCCUGCCACCCGAUCCACCCCGAGCCCGGCCUUCGAAGCCAUGGGAGUGCCGGCGUUUUUCCGCUGGCUGAGCCGCAAGUACCCGUCCAUCGUGGUGCACUGCGUGGAGGAGAAGGCUAAGGAAGUCAAUGGAGUCAAAGUUCCAGUGGACUGCAGUAAACCUAAUCCAAAUGACGUGGAGUUUGAUAAUCUGUACUUGGACAUGAAUGGCAUUAUUCACCCUUGCACCCAUCCUGAAAACAAGCCAGCUCCCAAGAACGAAGAUGAAAUGAUGGUGGCCAUAUUUGAAUAUAUUGAUCGAUUGUUCAACAUUAUUAGACCAAGGCGCCUACUUUACAUGGCAAUAGAUGGAGUUGCUCCACGCGCCAAAAUGAACCAGCAGCGAUCUAGACGUUUCCGAGCAUCGAAAGAAGGAAUGGAGCUUGUGGAGGAGAAGAAAAAAGUGAGAGAAGAAGUGCUUUCUAAAGGUGGACAUCUUCCUUCAGAUGAAGCUAAAGAACGGUUUGACAGCAACUGCAUUACUCCUGGAACAGAAUUCAUGGAUAACUUGGCACAAUGCCUACGAUACUAUGUGGCCGAUCGCCUAAAUAGCGAUCCUGGAUGGAAAGACUUAACAGUGCUUUUGUCAGAUGCAAGUGUUCCUGGUGAGGGUGAACACAAGAUCAUGGAUUACAUAAGAAGACAACGAGCUCAGCCAAACCACGAUCCAAACACUCGGCAUUGCUUGUGUGGAGCUGAUGCUGAUCUUAUCAUGUUGGGAUUGGCAACUCAUGAAGUGAGCUUCACCAUAAUCAGAGAAGAGUUCAAGCCAAACCAGCCAAGACCAUGUCCUCUUUGUGCCCAGGUCGGUCAUGAACUCAGCGAGUGCCAAGGUUUGCCAAAAGAGAAGCAAGGAGAGUUUGACCAGUUUGCUGCUCCGAGUGGUUCAGAUACCGAGUUCAUAUUUAUCCGAUUACCUGUUCUGCGUGAGUACCUGGAAAAAGAAUUGACGAUGGCAAGUCUGCCCUUCACAUUCGAUUUUGAGAGGAGCAUUGAUGACUGGGUUUUCAUGUGUUUCUUUGUGGGAAAUGAUUUCCUGCCUCAUCUGCCUUCGCUGGAAAUUAGGGAAGGUGCAAUUGAUCGACUAGUGGGGAUUUACAAGAAUGUAGUACACAAGACUGGAGGAUAUCUCACAGAGAAUGGUUUUGUCAACUUGGAACGCGUUCAGAUGAUUAUGACUGCAGUUGGAGAAGCUGAGGAUAAUAUCUUUAAGAGGAGAAGAGAGGAUGAUGUGUCAUUUCGAAGAAGGAUGAAGGAAAAAAACAAGAGGAUGAAAACCGAUGCACCAUCCUUUAUUCCAGGUGGACAGCUUGCUCCACAACCUUUGGGCCAGCGAAGUGGCGGAAGUAAACCUCAGGCCGUUCAGAACCCGAGACAGACGGCCUAUGACAUGAGAGUACAGAAUAGGACUCCAUCGCAAAACAGCAGUUCAAAUUCGGAUGGGAGCCCAGUUCCACUGGGAAUGAAGAGGAAGAAUGGCGAUAAUGAGGACGAUGAUGAUGAACCACCAGAUAAUAUCAGGUUGUGGGAAGAUGGUUGGAAGCAACGUUACUAUAAAAGAAAGUUUGAUGUUGAUGCUACUGAUGAAUCAUUCCGCAGAAAAGUUGUAGAAUCGUAUGUUGAAGGUUUGUGUUGGGUUCUUCAAUAUUAUUAUCAGGGGUGUGCUUCCUGGAAAUGGUUCUACCCGUUCCACUAUGCGCCAUUUGCUUCAGACUUCACAGACAUUAAGGAUUUGCCUUCCACGUUUGAAAAAGGAACACUGCCGUUCAAACCGCUGGAACAAUUGAUGGGAGUAUUUCCUGCUGCAAGUGGUAACUUCCUCCCAAAGACCUGGCGGGUCCUGAUGGAAGAUCCAGACUCUUCAAUCAUUGACUUCUAUCCUGAUGACUUUGCACUUGAUUUAAAUGGAAAGAAAUAUGCUUGGCAAGGUGUUGCACUUCUACCAUUUGUUGAUGAAAGGCGGCUUAGAGCAGCUCUAGAAAAAGUUUACCCUGAUCUCGCCGCCGAUGAAACUCGACGUAAUAGCCUUGGGAGCGAUGUGAUAUUUGUUGGAAAGCACCACAAAGUAUUUGACUUUAUUGCUGAGUUGCAAAAUGGUGAUGCUGAGGGUGUAGAGAUGCCUCCUGAACUUUGCCAUGGCAUAAAAGGUCUUCUAACAUUGGCUAGUGAUGUAAUAAAGCCAGGAAAGCCGGUUGCUUCUCCCAUUCCAGCAUUGAACGACAUUGUUGAGAAUAAUGCAUGCAGUAUACUAUUCAAGGAUCCUCAGUUUGAUGAUGACUAUAUAUUCAAAGCUACUUUAAUACCAACAGCAGUAAAGCCUCCAAAAACGCUAAAACCAGGUGAUUGGGAGCAGGCUAAUUCAAAACAGCCUUGGAGGCCUAGACUUGGCUUUAAUCCAAAUCGGCAACAGGUCCACCUGGAUCAGUCAGCAUUCAGAACAUUGGGCCAUGUUAUGUCAAAAGAGCGCACACAGGGUGUUUACAGUUACACUCCUCCGCCUAGUUAUCAACAAGCGAAAAAUUCUCGUCCCCCACUGAUGAGAGCACCACCAUCUCUUACUGUCCCACUGCCAAUUCUAUCACUUGCAGGUUUGAGACCACAAGACUCAUGGCGAGGUCCACAACCACUCUUUCAGCAGCUUAUUCCUCAGCGAAACCAGGGGGUUGAGCAGCAGUUGGCAUGGAAUCGGAUCAUUCAGUCUCAAGGUGGUUUGUUCCAGCAGAAUACCCUCAGACUUGGAUCAGGAGUGCCAGGUUAUUUUCAGCAGAGGCAAGAUGAUCGUAGAGGGCGCCAGGGAUUUUCUGGGAGACCUUACCCAUUGCCACCAGAUUCUGGAAGAUUCAACUGGAAUUAAAAGCUCCAUCAGCUCUGCAAUAGAAGCUGAGCCUUACAGGGCCCAUUUAAUUAAUCGGCGAGCGCAAAGCUGAAAUUUAACCGAUGUACCUGUAAAGAGUCCUGACUUGAUUUUUAAUGUGAAACUAUAAUACUUGUUUCUAUGUAUUUUUGUGCUUCAGUUUUCACUUGCUACAAUAUGGAUUCUGCCGUUUACUCUUUUUUUUUGGAAACACUCGGAGAGUGUGAUAAAUAGAUUGCAGAACAGAUACAGGCAAGCCUUAUUGUUGACAUUGUAAUAGUUUUUAGUAUCUACCAAAAUUGGAAAACUAAAUUGAGCUUUUAUUUGUGUACAUCAGGAGUGGUCUUUAAUAAAAUGUUUUGCCAAUUUUGGUUUA
Molecule: messenger RNA, 3350 nt
Organism: Leucoraja erinaceus (little skate)
Lineage: Eukaryota; Metazoa; Chordata; Chondrichthyes; Rajiformes; Rajidae
Gene: xrn2
Product: 5'-3' exoribonuclease 2
Exons: 30
Coding region: 122-2974 (950 amino acids)
Biological process (GO): nuclear-transcribed mRNA catabolic process
Cellular component (GO): nucleus
Molecular function (GO): RNA binding; 5'-3' RNA exonuclease activity
Source: RefSeq, a predicted model, not a curated record